Ogataea haglerorum is the source of this 2199-nucleotide messenger RNA. RefSeq lists its product as uncharacterized. The record is from RefSeq and is a predicted model, not a curated record. The transcript has a single exon. Gene Ontology annotation, molecular function: ATP binding; protein kinase activity. Gene Ontology annotation, biological process: protein phosphorylation; tRNA export from nucleus. NCBI's taxonomy places the organism in Eukaryota, Fungi, Ascomycota, Pichiomycetes, Pichiales, Pichiaceae. Gene Ontology annotation, cellular component: cytoplasm. The coding region runs from base 1 to 2199 and encodes 732 amino acids.
AUGAAUUUUCUGGCUAAGACCCUUAAUUCUACCAUUGGUACUUUAACGGGUAGCUCAAUUCCAUAUGAUCUAGGACAGAGAAUUGUCAAUGGUGUUUGCAGUGAUUCUUUGGAACCAAACUCUGUGUGGAAUGUUUAUGAAGGAACGUCUCGAAAAGAGCCUAGUACGCGGGUAACUGUAUUUGAGUUUGAUCUCAAAAAUCCCCGAGCUUCUAGAUAUGUGCUGUUUGCAAGAAAUGCAUUCAAGAAGCUUAGAUCUUUAAGUCUCUUACCAGGAAUUCUAAACGUCGUUGAUUUUAUUGAGAACGAUUCAUUCCUCUACAUAAUAAGUGAAAGAGUGAAGCCGUUGGGAAAUGUAUUGGUGAUGGGCUCGUUUGAUAAGAUGCCUCAAUGUGAAUUUCUUCUACUGGGAAUUUAUCAAAUUACAGUAGCUUUGAAAUAUCUCAACAAAGAAGGAUCAUCCAUUCAUGGCUCGCUAUGCAAAAACUCUAUAUUCGUGAAUGAAGCAGGGGAAUGGAAACUUGGUGGCUUCGAGCUUGUCGUGAAUAUUCAAGAACGUGAUUCACAGAUUCUAAGCCAAGCAUUUGAUUUGCCUUCUUAUCAGUCGACUAUACACCCACCUGAGUUGAAUGAACAGGGACUGGACUACAUUUCACGCGCCAGCCUGACUCAAAUCUUGAAACUUGAUGCUUAUUAUCUGGGAUUCUUCAUUUAUAGCCUCUUCAAUUCUGAAGUACAGAGGCCCGAUCCUCCCCAACUCAAUAAGCCGAACAAACUUCCAAUAUCUCUUGCAUCGCACGUGAAAAAGCUUCUUCAUAAAUCACCAUCCGUAAGAUAUUCCGUGGAAGAGUUUUUGAAUGCUGGAAUGCAAUCAUGCUUCAAUUUACCAUUGAUCAGUGUGUCGAAACAAAUUUCCGAGCUCAGUUUCAAAUCUAAUGCUGAAAAACUGGAGAUAUUUAGCUCCUUAGAUGAAUUUGAACAAUUCCCUGAUGGGUUCUUUGAGUAUAAGGUUUUGCCAGAGCUCAUCACUACCUUUCAGUCUUUGUUGACCAACCAAGACAACCAGCAGUCUGCUCUCUUACUGCUGAUUUUAAAGCGCGUAGAUCAAUUGGAUGAAGGAACUUUCCAGCAUCAGGUUAAACCUCUUGUAUUGCGAGCCUUUGAACUACCAGAUAGAGCAAUCCGGAUUACACUUCUCAGUUCGUUACCAACAAUCAUCAAUUAUUUUCAACCUUACGAAAUUCAAGAUCGAAUCUUUCCAAAUCUGGUUCAAGGCUUCAACGAUACCAAUUCUUCAAUAAGAGAAGCUACAAUAAAGUCAGUGCUUCCAGUUGCAGAUAAGCUUUCGGGUCGACAAGUCAAUAAUGAUAUCUUGAAGUACAUGGCAAAACUUCAAAACGACCCAACGCCAGAAAUCAGAGCUAAUACUAUAAUUUGUCUAUCCAAAAUCGCAUCUUAUAUGAAUCCUUCUUCGAGAACUCCCGUACUUAUCACUGCAUAUUCCAAAGCAUUAAAGGAUCCGUUUGUACCCUCUCGGAUAAUCUCCUUGCUUGCUUUCGAAAACUCUAUUGAGUAUUUUCCUCCAGAGGUGUGUUGCUCAAAAGUUCUGUCUGCUAUCGCUCCUGCUCUGUUAGACAAGUCAUCGAAGGUGAGAACAGAGGCACGGAGAGUGUUCAACUUGUACUUUUCGAAAAUCGAUGAAGCUGCCAAUCAGCUACCAUUAGACAGUGAGGAGACUAUACAUCUGGAAAGCCAGGAUUCAGAAAAUAUACUUGCUCGCUUGGAUACGCUAUCCCUUUCGGGUGUGAAACUGAAGAAUACGCAAUCAUCAUUAUUAGGCUUGGGGCCAAAUGCAAGUUCAGGAUCUACGGUGAGCCUAACAAUGAAAAAUCUGAGCCCAAGCUCAGAGUCUUUAAAUGUUGGUCGGCCCUUGAAAAGCUUAUCAAAUGCGGAUGUCGAGGAGAAUUGGGAUGCCAUGGAUGACGAAUGGCAUUAUGCUUCCGACUGUGAAGACAAGCCAGUACUUCGACAUUUGGAGGUGACUCAAAACCGUCAAGAAAGUGAAAAGCUCAAAACAGCUCUACGGCUAGACAAAGGCGACCCGAAAACACCCAAAGGAUCGCUCAAGUUACAACCGAAAUCCAAACUGAAGCUUAACUUGGAUGACGAUGAUGUUGAUGGUUGGGAGGGUCAGUGGUGA